Molecule: messenger RNA, 921 nt
Organism: Solanum pennellii
Lineage: Eukaryota; Viridiplantae; Streptophyta; Magnoliopsida; Solanales; Solanaceae
Product: phosphatidylinositol-glycan biosynthesis class F protein-like
Exons: 8
Coding region: 114-791 (225 amino acids)
Biological process (GO): GPI anchor biosynthetic process
Cellular component (GO): endoplasmic reticulum membrane
Source: RefSeq, a predicted model, not a curated record
AUGGCAUUUUCUCUAUUUAUUUUAUCAUCCAAAAUCAAUAUGUGUUUCCAUUGAUUUAACAUAAUCGUUGGUGAUUUACAGCAUAAUUAAAGAAGAAGAAAACUGCAGUUGUCAUGGAUCCUUUAAUCAGUGAAAAUGGCGUAUUCUUGCCCAUUCCACCAUUGCAAGCUGUUCGUCUUCAUUACAUUCUUGGAACUAUACUGCUUUUAACUUCCAUGGUUGCUCAUACUAUAUUCCCUACCAAUCUCAUUACGCAUCCAACACCGACGCUUCUCAUGAUUUGGGCAAUUGAGGGUCCUGGGCUGAUGAUUCUUUUCGCUAAUUUUCAACAAGAUAAGGAGCAAUGCUCUUAUUUCCGAGCUGUAGGACGAGGGUAUGUGGGUCUUGUUGUAGGGGCCAUUGUUAAUGCACUGGGAGCUAUUAUCAUGGGAGCACCUGUUGGUUUCGAGUAUUUUACCAAGACCCUGAAUUGGUCUCUUCUGAUGUCAUCGUUCACUUUUGUCCCGGCAACUUGCGCUUUUGGUUCAGCUUGGACUCAUUGGCGCAGAGUGUUUGCUUCAACAAAGGCAUUUAGUUUCAUAGACUACAUGAUCCGCCUACCAGCCUAUGGAGCUGUUAUUGGAGCAUGGCUCGGUGCUUGUGCUAUGCCACUUGAUUGGGGAAGGCCAUGGCAGGAAUGGCCUGUAUGUGUGAGUUAUGGAGCUAUGGCUGGCUACUUGAUGGGGCUGAUCGCAUCCUCUGUUUGCAUUAUCUUCCAUGAUCGUCGCCAGCAGCAUUUAAAAGGAGAGUAGUGUAGGAAUAAUUCUGUUUACUCAGCUUCAUAGCAAUAUAAUGUCCAAUUUUGUUCUUUAUAUGAUUCAAUCUUGUUGGAUGCCAGUCGAGCCAUAAUCAUUUAUCAUAAUUCUCCAAUUAAUUAUAUUU